Toxotes jaculatrix (banded archerfish) is the source of this 1604-nucleotide messenger RNA. RefSeq names its product G protein-coupled receptor 160 (gene gpr160). Lineage: Eukaryota; Metazoa; Chordata; Actinopteri; Toxotidae. The record is from RefSeq and is a predicted model, not a curated record. Bases 372 to 1268 code for a protein of 298 amino acids. The transcript is spliced from 2 exons. Gene Ontology annotation, cellular component: signaling receptor complex; plasma membrane.
CUCAUUUGUGUGAUUUAUCUCAUGCAAACAAACUCCAGGCUGAAAUCAAAUAAAUCCUGAUCAAGCAAAUCUCAACUUCCUUGUUUCAGAGCUAACACGUGUUACUUUACAGGCUUCCCUGCGUUCAAACCACGCCUUUUAAGCUUUUUUAUAGUAUGUGUUGACUGAAGCAGGAUCCCGGAUAUUUGUUAACCUCCAACGGGAAACAGAUAGAGACACUGCAUUUAAUAUCAGAUGACUGCAUUCACAUGGAUAAUAAAUCCAAAGGUGGCUAUAAAACUUGGUUCCCCGCAGCAGCAGCAGCAGGGUCUCCAUAAUGGUCCACAGUGGUUUGUGCCCUUCUGGUUAAAAACUCCUCCAGAAAACCCACCAUGAACAUCUCCAUCCCAUCUAUCCUGCUCAGUCUGGGAGGGAAAUGUCUGCUCAACUGGGCUCUGGUGUUUCUGCAGAGGAAGCACAUCUGGAGAAGCUUUGUGGGGGUUUUCAGUGUGUCCCUGGCUAUCGUGGACACAGCCCUGACCCUUAUCUUCACCACCAUUCACUUCCACAUUGGCGGACACUUGUUCCUCUUGGACUUGCAGCUGACCAGAUACCAUAUAUGUUUGGUGGUUCAAAUCCUUGGACAAGUCUACAGUGCUCUGCAGUGGCCUGUGGUGGUCAUAGCUAGUUUCGACUAUUUCUACACCAUUUUUCUGCAGCCUGCUGCCUCCAAGGCAAAAUGGAUUGGCCGCUCAUUUGUAACGAUUCUGCUGUGGUGCCUCGCCUCUUUCUACAUUUUCCUGCUGUCUGAAUUCGUCCCCGUCUUGGAGGAUGUGUCUCACCACCAGAUACACCAGUGCUGGGUCUUCCACACCACUCAGAUCUUGCAGGUUGUCACACUGCUCUCCUUGACUCUGAGCUGUGCAGCAUUGCAUGCUGUUUGCACCACACCAUCAAUACAAAAUCCUCAGCUGAAGGACCAAAUUACAGACCAAAGCAAAACUCACUCCAGAAGAAGCGUUGUUUGCCAAGUCCUGCAUAUAUUUCUGAACACUUGGGCCCUGCUCCUGAUUUUUCUGGCUGUGCUCCUCCUGCUACCCGUGGGAAUACCCUCAUACCUGGGUCUGAAUGUUGCCUGGCUCUGCUUCCUCAACAGCUUUGUGAUAGCAGUGGUUUUAUGUGUAGUCUGUCCAACCUUGCAGUUAGCGCAGGGCUUGGCAGCAGUUCCUCCUGACAGCUUCUGUGAGUGGAAGUUUAAAUUUAACUUGGCUGCAGAGGACAGAACAUGACUGCACGAAGCAAUUUAAUGUAGGGCACACGUUAGAAGAAAUUAAAUUAGAUGAUUAAACCUGAAUGUCUUGUAGUGAGAGAACAAUUUGUACUUCUGGAACAGUAGUCAUGAUAGCAGUGUGGCUGCUUGGAUGGCAGUGUGGGUCCGUCAGUCCACCACUUGUGCCAAGAGUGAAAUAAAUUUUGGGCAAAAUUUGUGAUACUAACAGAAUGAACCCCUCUGACUCUGGUGAUCUCCUGAUGUUUCAUAAGGCUGACAUUUGUGGUUUUGAGUCAAAUGUACCAAUGGCUACUGAAUGGAUUAAUUGAAGAGUUAAUUGUAAUAAAUAUGGUGA